Molecule: messenger RNA, 4865 nt
Organism: Cygnus atratus (black swan)
Lineage: Eukaryota; Metazoa; Chordata; Aves; Anseriformes; Anatidae
Gene: HMGCR
Product: 3-hydroxy-3-methylglutaryl-CoA reductase
Exons: 20
Coding region: 135-2783 (882 amino acids)
Biological process (GO): coenzyme A metabolic process; isoprenoid biosynthetic process; sterol biosynthetic process
Cellular component (GO): peroxisomal membrane; endoplasmic reticulum membrane
Molecular function (GO): NADP binding; protein binding; hydroxymethylglutaryl-CoA reductase (NADPH) activity
Source: RefSeq, a predicted model, not a curated record
GGCGGCCGCCUCAGUGCGCGGCGCGGCGCGGCGGGACGGGGCCGGCGGGGCGAGGGGACGGGGCCGAGGACGAGGACGGAGCGGGCCUGCUCGGCCCGGAGCGGUUUGCUAAGUAUAGAAAAACAGUCCUGAAAAUGUUGUCCAGACUCUUUCGAAUGCAUGGCCUUUUUGUGGCUUCUCAUCCAUGGGAAGUCAUUGUGGGAACAGUGACUCUCACCAUCUGUAUGAUGUCGAUGAAGAUGUUCACUGGGAACGAUAAGAUCUGUGGCUGGAAUUACGAGUGCCCAAAACUUGAAGAAGAUGUUCUGAGCAGUGACAUCAUAAUACUGACAAUCACACGCUGUAUAGCAAUCCUUUAUAUAUAUUUCCAAUUUCAGAACCUAAGGCAACUUGGAUCAAAAUACAUUUUAGGUAUUGCUGGCCUCUUCACAAUCUUCUCAAGUUUUGUUUUUAGCACAGUGGUAAUUCACUUCUUGGAUAAAGAAUUGACAGGUUUAAAUGAAGCUUUACCAUUUUUCCUGCUUCUGAUUGAUCUUUCAAGAGCAAGUGCAUUAGCCAAAUUUGCACUAAGUUCCAAUUCACAGGAUGAAGUAAGAGAAAAUAUUUCACGUGGAAUGGCAAUUUUAGGCCCCACGUUUACACUGGAUGCACUUGUGGAGUGUCUUGUGAUUGGUGUUGGUACUAUGUCAGGAGUGCGACAGCUUGAAAUUAUGUGCUGUUUUGGCUGUAUGUCUGUUCUUGCCAACUAUUUUGUCUUCAUGACCUUCUUUCCAGCUUGUGUAUCCUUGGUAUUAGAGCUUUCCCGAGAGAGUCGUGAAGGACGUCCAAUAUGGCAGCUUAGCCAUUUUGCUCGUGUUCUGGAAGAAGAAGAAAAUAAACCAAAUCCUGUAACACAGAGGGUCAAAAUGAUUAUGUCACUGGGUUUGGUUCUUGUUCAUGCCCAUAGUCGGUGGAUAGCAGAACCAACUUCUCAGAACAGUACAGCAGAAAAUUCAGUGGGAUUGGAUGAGAACGCACCAAAGAGAAUUGAACCUAAUGUUUCACUAUGGCAGUUCUACCUUUCUCGAAUGGCCAGUAUGGAUAUUGAGCAAGUAAUCACUCUCGGAUUAGCCCUUCUCCUUGCAGUGAAAUACAUUUUUUUUGAGCAAGCAGAGACUGAAUCCACGCUUUCACUGAAGAAUCCCAUAAUAUCUCCAGUGAUGGUCCAGAAGAAAGUCCCUGAGAAUUGUUGCAGGAAACAAUCUGGACUUUUGAAAAACAAUCAGAAAUCUAACACAGUAGAAGCAGCUUUUGUUCCCAGAGAUGACAAUGCAGAAGUCAUAAAACCUGUACUAGCAGAGUCAUCAACCAAGGCUACGUUUGUAGUUGGCAGCAGCAACCCUGUGGAAACUACCUCAGUUAUUAAUAGAAAAGAGGAGGAAGUCGAGUUACCUAAAGAACCUCGUUCUAUUGAGGAAUGUGUUCGUAUUCUUGGGAAUGCAGAGAAGGGAGCAAAAUUCCUCACUGAUGCUGAGGUUAUCAGCUUAGUUAAUGCUAAGCAUAUUCCUGCAUACAAACUGGAAACCUUGAUGGAAACUCAGGAGCGAGGCGUGUCCAUUCGCAGACAAAUGUUAUCACAGAAACUCCCUGAACCUUCUUCUUUGCAAUAUCUUCCUUAUAGGAACUAUAAUUAUUCUUUGGUUAUGGGAGCUUGCUGUGAAAAUGUGAUUGGCUAUAUGCCUAUUCCUGUAGGCGUAGCAGGACCAUUGUAUCUGGAUAACAAAGAGUUUCAGGUUCCGAUGGCAACAACAGAAGGAUGUCUUGUAGCAAGCACCAAUAGAGGAUGUAGAGCAAUAUGUCUUGGUGGAGGAGCAAGUAGCCGCAUUCUAGCAGACGGGAUGACUCGAGGACCUGUUGUAAGGCUGCCCAGCGCUUGCCAGGCUGCAGAAGUGAAGGCUUGGCUUGAAAGCCCUGAAGGCUUUAAAAUAGUGAAAGAAGCUUUUGACAGCACUAGUAGGUUUGCCCGCCUACAAAAACUUCUCAUAAGUUUGGCUGGUCGGAACCUUUAUAUCCGUUUUCAGUCAAGAACAGGGGAUGCAAUGGGAAUGAAUAUGAUUUCCAAAGGUACUGAAAAAGCUCUGGCAAGACUGAAUGAAGAGUUUCCGGAUCUUCAGGUUAUAGCUAUCAGCGGUAACUACUGUACAGACAAAAAACCCGCUGCUAUAAACUGGAUAGAAGGAAGAGGGAAGUCUGUUGUCUGUGAAGCAGUCAUUCCAGCCAAAGUUGUUAAAGAAGUACUGAAGACAACUACCGAAGAUAUAGUUGAAGUGAAUAUAAACAAAAAUUUGGUGGGUUCUGCUAUGGCUGGUAGCAUAGGUGGCUACAACGCACAUGCAGCAAACAUUGUUACAGCUAUCUACAUUGCCUGUGGUCAGGAUGCUGCGCAGAAUGUGGGCAGCUCUAACUGCAUCACUUUGAUGGAGCGGACUGGUGCCACCAAUGAAGACCUGUACAUCAGCUGUACGAUGCCAUCUAUAGAAAUAGGAACUGUUGGCGGAGGCACCAACUUGCUACCACAGCAGGCCUGUUUGCAGAUGUUAGGGGUUCAAGGUGCAAGCCAAGAUAACCCUGGUGAAAAUGCCCGUCAGCUUGCUAAAAUUGUAUGUGCUACAGUGAUGGCUGGGGAGUUAUCUCUAAUGGCAGCUCUUGCUGCUGGGCAUCUAGUCAAAAGCCACAUGACCCACAACAGGUCAAAAAUAAAUCUGCAAGAUCUGCAAGGAACCUGCACCAAGAAGGCAGCUUGAAUACUAAAGCUUUGAAAUGAAGAAUUGUUCCACCAACUGACUAGGUGCACAGAAAAAAAAAUAAUGUAAUCUGUGAAGUUUAGAAUGAAAAUCACCUUUGAUUCAGAUUUCUGGGGAUGAUAAACUGAGAGAUAAUGGACUUGUGUGAGACAAUUUCUUCAGUGGUUAGAGAUAACUUCAUGAAAGAAGUCCUGUCAGCUGUCUUGAACAUAGCUUUGGAAUUCUCACGCUUACACAUCAUCUUCUGAAGGGUCAGUCCCAUGUUUUUACAAGUUGACAUUACUUCAACUUGUAAACUCCUAGUAACUACCAAGGUGAAAAGUGAUAUGUACUUUGUACAGUUGUUUGUUUUGUUGUUGGUGGCUUUUUUCUCUUCUUUUUUGUUGGUUGGUUUGUCCAACCUUGGCUUGAAUGCAUUGGUCCUUCUUAAAGUGAUGGCAAACCUGAUCACUUUCCAUGAACUCCCAGUUUUAAUUUCUUUCAGAUGUUAAAGUUAGGUCUUUAGCUACGAGACAUUUUUAUUAAAUCACAGUAGCUUUAUAGAAACCUCUGUCAAUAUACAGUACUUAUUUGCUGCUGCUUCAGCUAAGCAGCAUUCAAUGUUGUAACUCUACAAUUUAGGUUAUUCCUUUAAAGAAAACUUGUGACCUACGAAGUGCUGACCUGUUAAAUAUAAUAUGUACUGAAGUGGGGAAAAUAUCUUAACUGUUCUGUCAUUUUCUUCAGGUACAAAAAAUUGAAACUGAUUACAUGUCAGAGCAUAAUAAUUUAAGCAAAUGCAGCUUCUUGAACUUCUUGAUUAGGAGUGCAUUCAAACAACAAAAGUCAGUAACAGAUGUUUACACUUCUUAAAAGAGGUCUCUUAAUGUACAAUGUGUUUGCAUAUUGCUAAAUGUUUUUUGUUCUUAGUGUUUGGCACUUAGUCCCCAGGAAUAGGUGUGUAUCCACUGCUUACGCUGAGAUAAAAUGAAGCCAGAAAAUCAUACUGUUCUUUAAUGCUAAAGGGUUUUUUUAAUGUUUUAAUUCUUUUAAAACCUUUUUUUUGGGGUGGGGGGGGUGGGGGUGGGGUGGGGAGUAUUUAUUUAAGAAGUCUUUUUUUAAAUGAAAAGUACUAAUUAAAGGAAUUCAGUGAAAUGACAUGUUAAUACAGCAGAUUUUGUAUUAAAAUAUUGUACUUGGACCAGUGAAGCAGUCUCAGGUGUUCUUAAUGUAAUAGAGAAAACAGUUGUAUUCUAGUUUGAUUCACUUUUUGGAAGAUUGUUAAAUGCCUUGCCCUGUCUAGUUGAUCACAGGAGGGAAAUCGUUAAUAUGCUUGAUAAUGAUUUUUAGGGGGAGAGGGGUGGAAGGGGAUUUAGGGUGGAAUCAGUGGAUUGGACUAGCUGGAUUUCUUAGAGGAAUGCAGUGGCAUUUUUCAUGGGGUGACUAGCAGAGGUGCUCUUCAAAGUGCAACUUCGAUAUAAAUCAUGAUGAGUUGUUUUGUAGUACAUCAACAAAUUAAUAUUACUGUAAUGAGCUCAUAAAGCUACUGUGCAAGCAUGAAGUCAUACAUGCUAGAUAUGCUAUGAUAGCAUGUAAAUACCAUGAAUGUUUAUCUUCCUGCAGUAUUGUUGUUAAUAGCUACCAUUUUAUUUAAGGAGGAACUACUUGGUUUCUAUGUUCAUUCAGUGAGCUUAUUUAAAGUAACACUGUACUGGCAAUAAAUGGUGGUUCAGUGUUCAUUUUGGUGGAUUUAACUGACAUUCUGUCUUGCAGAAUUAACAUUUUGUAUUAUUACUAAAUUGUGUACAUUUUGGUACAGAACUACUUUUUCAGUUUCAGUAAAACAGUGGAAAACUUACUGGUUUAAUUGUGAUAUUUUAAGGUUAUCUUAUGACACUGAUCUUAUUAAGCAACAUAAAAUGAAGCUUAAGGACUGCAAUACAGUACUCAACACAGUGGGGAUAUGAUACUAGAAUAUUUUAUUGCAGAAGCCUGUAAACAUUAAAUAAAAUAAAAGUUAAAUUAUGUGGUUUGUCCAUUUCACUUCAGCAUUAGCGGUACCUUUUGUUGAGGCUUGUUUGUGUGCUUCUUAUGUCUCCCACA